AUGAAUUCUCCCACGUUAAGGCCAGAACAACUUUCACCGAAGCUUUCACCAAUGACAUUCAGCCUUGAUGAUCCCAAUAAUACGAGUUCUAGUGUGAAUAAUUUUCACCAUCUUUUGGCAUCACCGACAAAAAUAAGUCUUGAUGGUAGCUCUAAUGGUAAUAAUAGUAGUGGUGCUGGUAAUUCACUAAUAUAUCGAACAUCGCUAUCCAAAUUGAGUGAGCUUUCAAGAAGAGGGAGGUCGAGACAGAGGUCCAAUUCUGAUACUUUUCGGGCAGCAUCGCCGACGAGAUUACAAUUCUUCAGCAAUGCUCCUAAGAUGUUAAAACCUGAAUACGUUUCUCAACAACCUUCUGGGAUGCCACUUUUAUCAGCACUGAUUGGUAAUGGUACGACAGGUUCACAUACUAGCAGGUUAGGUAUAAAAGAAACUUUGGAAAUGUUUCAUAGAGGUUUAUCGAAUGAUAGUUGUCCGCCUCAAGAGCAAGAAAAGCAACAGCGGCAGCGGCACGCACAACAAUCUCAAUCACAACCGUCACAACAGAGUAAUGGAAGUGAUCGACAGUCGAGUGAAGCCACUUUAAACGAAGAAGCAGAUAAGCAAUUUCGAUUUCAAGGCGAGACUGAUAAUAACAACAAUAAUAGUAAUAAUAAUAAUAAUAGUAAUAACGACAAUCAUGCAAACGAAAGCAAUAACGAUAAAUUACACAUUCAAAAUCAAAAUCAAAAUCAAGGGGAUAUAACGACUACGGCAACGACAACAACAACAGCAGCAGAUGUAGAUGGAACUUUGAAAGGGAACCCAAGUAGUCCGCGUGAGAAUCCAGGGACACGAAUGGCUUCAAAUAGUUCAGUUGCAUCAUCUACGAUGACUGUUAAUUUUAACGAUAUGUCCAAAGAAAUGGAAUUAGAUUCAUUACCAACUGAUAAAAAUGGAUUUGUUGAAUUGGUAGAUGGGAAAUCAAAUAGAUGUAGUUUCAUAUCAUCAAGCUCAACAGAUAUUGAUGCAGAUUGGUAUAAUCAUCAGCACAUCCAUAUUAGUGAGGAAACAGCCAAGUUAGACUAUAGGAUCAAACAAUUAGAAAUAGAAAUCGACGAAUUAAAGCUCCAAAACGAAAAACUGAUUAGGUCUAUUACAACAAGUCGUACAGUGGAAGAUAAAUUUAUGUUAGAUGCAUUGAAGGAAAUUAGGUUUUCUAAACAAAAAGCUCAAAGAAGUAUGGAAAGAAAAGUUGAACAAUUAGAACGAAAAGUGGAAAACUAUAGAAAAGCCCUGGGAACAAUCGGUGAUGGCCCAUUACGGCCACAAGCCCAUCCCCCAUUGCCGUAUGGUCAAAUUAGUGCAUGUUUAGAGUCGCCGAGAAGACAGAAUCAUAAAAGAAGAAUAGCUCGUAUUUCAAGUAUGGAAUUGAGGAAAAUUGAGGAACAUUCAGAUUCUUCCUCUUCUCCACCAUCCUCUUCACCAGCAUCAGAUGAAGACGAUGAAGCUGAAAAUACAUUUGAAGAGCAAAUCUCAGUCGAUGAAACUAUGAUGAUCCCAGAUGAAAAUGAUCCUUCGAAUAACAAUAUAAGGAGAAUCGGUGGGCUCCAAUUAAAUAUUCAAUUGGAAAUGCAAAAAAAUAACAAUCAAAACUGA
Messenger RNA from Zygosaccharomyces rouxii, 1635 nucleotides. It is a transcript of the gene MMR1, whose product is annotated as Mmr1p. NCBI's taxonomy places the organism in Eukaryota, Fungi, Ascomycota, Saccharomycetes, Saccharomycetales, Saccharomycetaceae. The record is from RefSeq and is a predicted model, not a curated record. The coding region runs from base 1 to 1635 and encodes 544 amino acids. The transcript has a single exon.